This is a messenger RNA of Rotaria sp. Silwood1, 633 nucleotides long. NCBI's taxonomy places the organism in Eukaryota, Metazoa, Rotifera, Eurotatoria, Philodinida, Philodinidae. The record is from the annotation of a GenBank genome assembly.
AUGACAAAAUUGUAUGACAUAUUAAACUCGAUUAAUCCAAAUCAACAACAUGCUGUAGCAGGGAUUGAUGAAAUUGUUAACGAUGCGAUGGAAGGAUGGAAUGUUUUGAAAGAUUCAACAUUUGCAAUUUUUGAUUGGGGACAGAAAAUCAUUCCACAACGUUAUCGAGAACCACAGAGAGAGUACUAUGGUAAAAAAGGAUUAUGUGUCUUAGUUGGAUCAUUCGUUGUACGGAACGUUCCGAUGUCUAAAAUCAGCAAACCAAAUAAUGAUUCAACAGCAACGCUUAAUGAUUUAACAACAACAUUUAAUCAUUUAACAACAACAUUUAAUGAUUCAAUAACACCAUACGACGAUUCGACAACAUCAUUUAAUGAUUCAAUAACAACAUUUAAUACGUCAAUAACAAUGUUCCAUGGUUUAGCAGCAUCAUUCAAUGAUUUAAAAACAGCAUUUAAUGAUUCAACAACAUCGUGUGAUGAUUCGAUAACAUCAUUUAAUAAUUCAACAAUAUCAUUCAAUGAUUCAACAACACCACUGAAUUAUUCAACAGCAACAUUUAAUCAUUUAACAACAUCGUUUAAUAAUUCAACAGCAUCAUUUAAUAACUCAACAACAACAUUUAAUAAUUGA